Molecule: messenger RNA, 5161 nt
Organism: Trichosurus vulpecula (common brushtail)
Lineage: Eukaryota; Metazoa; Chordata; Mammalia; Diprotodontia; Phalangeridae
Gene: SEPTIN11
Product: septin 11
Exons: 10
Coding region: 173-1462 (429 amino acids)
Biological process (GO): cytoskeleton-dependent cytokinesis
Cellular component (GO): microtubule cytoskeleton; septin ring; septin complex
Molecular function (GO): molecular adaptor activity; GTP binding; GTPase activity
Source: RefSeq, a predicted model, not a curated record
CGGGCGGGGCGGCGGCGUGGGGGGGGCAGAAGCUUCUGAAUGUGAGCGGGAGCUAGACUCGGAGCUGGAGCCGCCGAGUGCAGAGAGCCCGGAGCCGGGGCGGCGAGCGUCGCGAGGAGAGCCCGGGAGCCAGGGGACGAGGUCAGCCGCAGUCCAGAGCACUGCCGCGGCGAUGGCCGUGGCUGUGGGGAGACCCAAUAAUGAAGACCUUCGAAACUUAUCUCUCUCUGGUCAUGUUGGAUUUGAUAGUCUUCCUGACCAGUUGGUCAACAAGUCCACAUCCCAAGGGUUCUGCUUUAACAUCCUCUGCGUUGGUGAGACAGGCAUUGGUAAAUCAACAUUAAUGGAUACUUUAUUCAACACCAAGUUUGAAAGUGACCCAGCUACUCACAAUGAGCCAGGAGUCCGGUUAAAAGCCAGGAGUUAUGAGCUUCAGGAGAGCAAUGUACGUCUGAAACUGACCAUCGUUGAUACUGUAGGAUUUGGAGACCAGAUAAACAAAGAUGACAGCUAUAAACCAAUAGUAGAAUAUAUUGAUGCACAAUUUGAAGCUUACCUGCAAGAGGAAUUGAAGAUCAAGCGUUCUCUGUUCAAUUACCAUGACACCCGGAUCCACGCUUGCCUUUACUUCAUCGCCCCCACUGGACAUUCUCUGAAGUCCCUCGACCUCGUCACCAUGAAGAAACUGGACAGCAAGGUGAACAUCAUCCCCAUCAUAGCAAAAGCAGAUACCAUUGCCAAAAAUGAGCUGCACAAAUUCAAGAGUAAAAUCAUGAGUGAGCUCGUCAGUAAUGGUGUUCAGAUAUACCAGUUCCCUACAGAUGAAGAGACAGUGGCAGAGAUUAACGCGACAAUGAGUGUUCAUCUUCCAUUUGCUGUGGUUGGAAGUACUGAAGAAGUGAAGAUUGGAAAUAAGAUGGCAAAGGCCAGGCAGUACCCUUGGGGUGUGGUGCAAGUUGAGAAUGAAAACCACUGUGACUUUGUAAAGCUCCGAGAGAUGCUGAUCCGAGUAAACAUGGAGGAUUUGAGAGAACAAACUCAUACCCGCCACUAUGAACUGUACCGACGUUGUAAGCUGGAAGAAAUGGGAUUCAAAGACACAGAUCCUGAUAGCAAACCCUUCAGUCUCCAGGAGACGUAUGAAGCAAAGAGAAACGAAUUCUUGGGAGAACUUCAGAAGAAAGAGGAAGAAAUGAGACAAAUGUUUGUCAUGAGGGUGAAAGAAAAAGAAGCUGAGCUUAAAGAGGCGGAAAAAGAUCUUCAUGAAAAGUUUGACCUUCUAAAGCGGACACACCAGGAAGAGAAAAAGAAAGUGGAAGACAAAAAGAAGGAGCUUGAGGAGGAGGUCAGCAACUUCCAGAAGAAGAAAGCGGCCGCUCAGCUCUUACAGUCGCAGGCUCAGCAGGCUGGGGCCCAACAAACCAAGAAAGACAAAGACAAGAAAAAUGCAAGCUUCACAUAAAGCCUGGCAAGCCAAGGAUGUUCCCGCAUUCACCUGCUUUUGCAGUAACGUGUCCCUGCCAUCUGUGUUCUUUUUUUCUUUUAUCCGCCCUCGCCCCCUUCCCCCCUUCCCCCAAGCACCAAUAACUCUUUUAACUCAUUUCACUGGAGGUGGGUGGUGGGAGAAGGUAGAAAAAGGAAAUGAUGGUAACUGCUAUGUUCACCUGGAUUUCGUCUCUGGAAAGUAAAUGGUUUGCUUUUUAUGUCAAUUCAGAACAGUCACAGUUGAGCACGCCUCUUACUUGUAUGUUGCUUUGGAAUGAAUGGGAAAGUAGUAUACAUUAAGUGCCAUUGUGUCUGACAUGGAAACUGUUCUCACCGCCUCACCAGCUGAACUAAAACCGGAAUGACCAUGACUUGUACCCAUGACUGCCCGAUGCCCACGUCCACUCUGACUCUUCUCGUUCCACACCCUCCUCCCAAAUCCAGCAGCUUUUUGCUGAGACAUGAUGGGUAAACAAAGCAUGAUUUGGAUUGAAUUUUUCAUUUAGUACAGGCUUCUUGUCAGCCUCCCCAGAGCGUCAGACUGCUUCAUUUCACUGUUUUAAAAAUGAAGCUGGAUUCAUGAUUCAGUAAUGUAGGAAGAGCUCAGGGAGGAUUAUUCCCAAGGGCUCUGAGCAUAUAACUCUCCAUCACCAGCAUACCCUAGUUUUUCAGGGAAAUUACAAAUAGCUGAUCAUAUGCCAUCUUUCAGUGAAAGAACACACAAGAUAAAGAUUUUCCCCAUCCUUUCAGCUUAACAUAAUGAACCUCUUCUCUAGUAUUUGAAUUUGUUUUCCAUGGGAAAAUCAACAUUAUCUCAUACUGGAAGAAAAACCAUAAUGUCUUGUGGUACUGGAUCUAUCUACAAAACUUCAAAAAAAAUUGUUUUCAGCAGCCACUUCAGUAUUAUUCCAGAUAAAACACUCUAGGAUUAACUAUUUAGCCUUUGGGCUUCCAUAUUUCAGUGGACCUUGUGACCUACACAUUAGAAAAAGCCAACUUGAAUCAAGAAAUGAAAACUCAACUCUCUUCCCAACUAGCUUCCCUGCCCUGUUCUCCAUUUGUACCACUUGGCUGUCAAGAGACAAACAGAGCAGAUGCUUCUUGGAACCCAAUUGGCUUCAGGAAUUCCCCUUGCCCUCUCCAUCACUGCAGUCACUCACACAAAGCAUUUCUAUCUCUUAAGACCAUAGAUGUGGUGCCAAAGGUGCCAAGCAGGGGAAUCAGAGAGAACGUAAAUAAGUCAGUAGUCUUCCAGAAUCUUUAAACAUACUCUUCUGUCCUAAUUGAUAUAAAAUACAAAUUUAACUACUUAAGAUCUUUACUGUACUUUUAGACAUCCCUCCCACCCCCUGCCUCCUCUGGAAAUAAUAUGAAAUAGCUUCCCAUGUUGAUCCUCCUAACUUUCUGGGGCUGGGACAUGCCAGCUUUCCCUUUGCUCCUAGCUAAGUUGUCUCAUUUCUCACUUUUUACAUUUAACAUAUUUCUCUUUGGAACUGAGACCUUCCACCUCUUCUUGUCUUUCCUCCUAGUGCCUUGCCAGGAUAGAAUGGGUAGUUUGUUUUUUUUCUUUUAACUGCCUCUCCAGGCUCUAAAGCAAAGGACUUUUGUUUAGCCUCCCCUCUCUUCCUCCCACCAACCACUUUUCAUAGAACUUAUUAGGGCAGGAAGAAUUUCCAGGAAGUGAUUUGGGGCCACAGAGGUAAAGCUUUCCCGGGAAACCAUUUUGAAGCUCAAAAAUACACUAAAACUGUGAGCUUCCAGUCUAGGAGAAGCAGCAGUAAUGGACCUAAGACAGGUUUAACCCGAUCCCCAGGAGGGUGUUUCUGCAGUUCUAAUAUGAACUAAGCCAUGGAGCAGCUGAAUUCUAGGAAUUUUUCUUGGCAUGAUGAAACCAGUUUCCUAACCAUAGGCUGCAUUUCUCAUGCGUUAUACUAAAAGUCAAGAACUCAACCGCUUGCGUGACGUGUUUGCACCAGCUGCUUUGUGUGUCCGCGUCUUUGAAAAUAGCCCUUUUUGCGCCUCAGUAUAGGAAUCAAAAUUUUUUAAUUGCUUCCUCGUAUCACUAAGGCCUUUUUCAGGUAGUUUAGCAGUGAAAAGGCCUCCAACCAUAGCCAUUUUGACUUUUUGGCCCAAAGCCAUGACCAGAUUGCUUUAACAGCCUCAUUAGAUUUUUGGUUUUUUUAGAGAUACUUUAAUGCUGCCACUAAUGUCAUUUUUACUGCCAUCCCUCCCCUGGCCCUCUUGAGCUUGUUACUGCUGCUCUUCUCUUUUCUUUCUGUAUUUAUGCCUUUUUUCACAGUAGUCCUUGGCUCUGCACGGAAUAAAUGAUACCCUCAAAUCUAAUUGGAUGUACUUUCACCUCUGCAUGUAAGUAUGGGAACAAGAAGCCUCUUUGACAUCUUGGCCUUUAAAAACAUUAAUGAGUGGGACAGAUGGGAAUGGGGGUUGGGGACCUGUUUCAUCCUGUUAACUUGAGCAGCACCAGAAAGAUAGCCAUCAUCAUUGUCUCACAGUAGCCUCAUGAACUUAGAUUCCCCCUGAAAUCAAUGUGGAAGUCUUCAUUGGCUUGUCACAUGGUGAGACCAUACAGGGAGCAUUAUCUGACACCACAAAGGGCUUUAGGUGGUACAACAGCUUCGAUUGACUAGUGUCUUUAGUGCGAAGCAUUACUGUGCCCUUUCGUUGGAUCGCUAGAGUUUUGGCAGCUGGCAGUGACCACCUUUUUGCCUCUGGAUCAAGAUUUUGCUCCCUCUAGGACUUUGAGGGUCAAGAACUUAGUACCAAGUGCUAUAUAGGGUGUCACAGCAAGUGAUUAGGAGAGUCACUCAAUGUGUUUUUGCAAUCCAAAUUCUUUAUAUACAUUUGUAAAAACUGCAGAAUGUGAUGCAUGGACCAAGGGGGAUCUAGAACUACCUUUUUAUUUUAGGGGUGCAAGUUACCUGUUUUUCUCCUUUCCCUGCUUUGUAACCUCACAAGCUGAUGACAUUUGCUUAACCUCAUCACCUUCAACCCCCAUCAAUAAUAGGUUUGGUUCCUUCACUUCCUCUCCUUCCCAUCCACCCCCACGAAAUGUUUUACAGACUGUUCAGUCAGGUUUUUCUACUGUUACUCAAGCCCACUUGUCUCUGUGUGGUCCUACCAAUCCUGUCCAUUCAAGUCACUUCAUCAUCUGAAAUAGUUAACAUUUCCUAAUCUAAGAAUCAUGGUUCCAUUGGCAGGCCACCUGUGAGAUGAUUUGUCCCACUAGUGGGACUGGCAUCUCCAAAGCCUAGCAUAUGAGAUAAUAUGAAGGGAAAUUUUUUUUCUAAUGAACUGCAAAUAAAGCUGUGAAGAGCAGUAGAACUGUUUCCGAAUUUUUAAAAAUAUGCUGAUAUGCCUUAAACUGUAGCAGUAGCCUUUUGCCACUUUGCUGUUUAAAAAAAGUCAAUGUUUUCCCAAACCUUGUGUAACCUCCGUUCAGUGUUGAUACAUUAUUGUAGACAUGUACACUGCAUGUUAAACACUUGUAAAUUUAAAAAAAAAAACUAAAGUUAUUGUAUUGAUGUCAAACAUUUCAUUUUUGAAGUACUGAUCACUUUGCAAUUUUGUUAGGUAGGGGGAUAGCGAAAAGGUAACCUAUGCAUAUAUCUAUAGUGCCAAGAUGAAGGGGGGGAAAUAUAUUUUUACCCAAACGGUG